Messenger RNA from Trichosporon asahii var. asahii CBS 2479, 708 nucleotides. RefSeq lists its product as uncharacterized. The transcript has a single exon. The record is from RefSeq and is a predicted model, not a curated record. The coding region runs from base 1 to 708 and encodes 235 amino acids. Lineage: Eukaryota; Fungi; Basidiomycota; Tremellomycetes; Trichosporonales; Trichosporonaceae.
AUGACACUUCUGCCCAUUCUUACCCUCGCCCUUGCUGGCACCGCCACCGCCGGCCACUCUCGUCGCUCAGCGGGCAAGAAGCUGGAGAAGAUCAACGGCUGCGCUUUCGCCGACACCUCCUGCGCCAGCGAGAUCGAGUGGACCUCCCCCUGCUGCCGGGCUGGAAACUGCCACUACGACCGCCUCGAGUCUGGUGUGUGCGUGCCCGUCGUGCCGGACGCCUCCACCUUUGACUCUGGUAACUGCUGGGUGGCCGAGGUCUCUCCCCGCCAGACGGGAUUCGGCUCCCUUGAGCCUGGCCCUCUGUUCGACGAUGCGGCGACCAAUGCCCACGCCGAUGAGAUGAACUCGCUCACGUACAUUGCCCCGACGCGCGAGUGGGACAGCUGGGCGCUCAAGCAUGUCACUGUGGGCGCAACGGCUCAGACCAACUUCGAGAACGAGGUCCAGCGCAACUAUGCUGCUCGUAUGGCGUACCAUGCUGCCAAUGACAGCACCUCGGUCCACAAGAAGCAGGGAAUCAAGCAGUACGAGGGUCCCGAGUGGGUGCACGUCGCCACCUUCAACCUCGGUGACUGCUCCAGCAUUCCCCGCGGAAGCAUCAUGACUGGCAGCAUGCGUGUCGCGGUUGAGAAGAAGGAGGAGGGUACCGAUGUUCUUCGCUCUGUCGGAGGCCUGCUCAGCUCGCUUGCCAAGCAGUACCUGUAA